Messenger RNA from Sceloporus undulatus (fence lizard), 1309 nucleotides. RefSeq names its product acireductone dioxygenase 1 (gene ADI1). The coding region runs from base 76 to 636 and encodes 186 amino acids. Gene Ontology annotation, molecular function: acireductone dioxygenase [iron(II)-requiring] activity. The transcript is spliced from 4 exons. The record is from RefSeq and is a predicted model, not a curated record. NCBI's taxonomy places the organism in Eukaryota, Metazoa, Chordata, Lepidosauria, Squamata, Phrynosomatidae.
GGGGCGGCGCUCUCUCUGCGCUUAGGCCUGAAAAGAACGACGACGCCAGGGCUGCGAAGAGAGGCUAGGCCCAAGAUGGUGGAAGCGUGGUUCAUGGCGGAGGAGGAGGAAGAGGGCCCUGAGGCGGGGGACCAGAGGCAGCCACACCGCCAGGAGCCCAACCAGCCCGCCAGCCUGGAGCUCCUCCGCAGCCUCGGCGUCUUCUAUUGGAAAUUGGAUGCUGACAACUAUGAGAAUGAUCCACAGCUGGCAAAGAUUCGGAAGGAGAAGAACUACAAUUGGAUGGAUAUAAUAACGAUACAUAAAGAUAAGAUGCCAAAUUAUGAAGAGAAGAUAAAAAUAUUUUAUGAAGAGCACUUACACCUGGAUGAUGAGAUUCGCUACAUCCUGGAAGGAAGUGGGUAUUUUGAUGUUCGUGAUAAAGACGACAAAUGGAUCCGGAUUGCCAUGGAAAAGGGAGACAUGAUCACACUUCCCGCUGGCAUCUAUCACCGAUUUACCCUGGAUGAAUCUAAUUAUGUGAAAGCGAUGAGGCUCUUCGUUGGAGAACCUGUGUGGACAGCUUACAACAGGCCGGCUGAUCACUUUCCUGCUCGAGCACAGUACCAAAAGUUUUUGGCAGAAGCAGUGCAAUGACUGGAUGGGGAAGCCAUGAGACCUGGAGUGUCUUACAACUUCUCAAAAAUGCUGACGACUUCCUUAACAGUAUCUGCUAUUAAUGAACUUUUUUGAUUUGCUGCAGCAAUAACAUGGGAGAAAUAGGGGUUUUCCAACUAUUCUUACUGAAUCGAUUGUCAGACUGUUGAUAAUUAUCAUUAAUUUGUUCUUAAGUGGGAGUGUGCAGGUCUUGAGGUUAUAUUUCAGCUCGAAUGGUCAUUUCAAGAAUUUAUCCCCACACUGCACUGACUAUUCAUUCAAACUCAUAUAGAGCAGUAAAAAUAUUGUUCCAAUACAGUAAGAAAAUUGCAUGCAAAAUUUUUAAAAAGUUCAAAUACUUAUGAUCAUAUUUAAUGCAGUGCUACUGAAAAGGGAGGGAAGUUCCUGUUAUACAGGUGUCCUUGUGUGAGCCCUGCAUUGUUACUAUCAGUCUUUAGUGUUGGGUAAAUCGGGUAUAAUAACAGUCAUUUCUGUAGCCUGCAAUAUUGGCUCAGAAUAUCAACCCUUUCCUCUUUCCGAGUAAUGGCUACUCAAUUCCUCUGGUAUCAUAUGUAGUAGGUGGGAUAUUUCUUGCCUUAUCCAAAGCAUUGAUAUGUUAAUAACUGUUAUAAUUUUAUUUUUGUAGAGGUAAUAAAACAGUGCUACUUCCUCA